AUCAGUACGUAUUCAGUGCUCAAGCGACGAGGACGUCGUGUGGUGCGCGCCUCCAGCAGACGAGAGAGAGAGAGAGAGAGAGUAGGAAAAACUGCGCAAAGAACGAUUCACAUUAUCCAGACCAGUUUUUCGCCGUCAAUUGUGGUAAUGAAGCCCUGAAGUUCUUGCUCUCGCGCGUGGUGUCUGUUCGUGUGUGUGCUUAUGUGUGUGUUUGUAUAUAUCGGUGUUGCCAAAAAUAUUGAACUUGUUAAAGACAUUUUAUAGCGGUAAACAACACGCGCCACAACAUUUAUUUCUCAAUUUCAAGUCGGGCUCAACUAGCUUCACAAAAUGACCACCGUCGAGAAACAUGCACGUUGGUACUUCGGGGGCAUUGGCAGCGUCGGCGCGGCAUGCGUAACACAUCCUUUGGACCUGCUGAAGGUCACGCUACAAACACAACAGGGCAAAUUGUCUAUAAUAAAGUUGGUGCCAAAAAUUAUACGGGAACAGGGCGUGCUUGCAUUCUACAAUGGUCUCUCCGCCUCUGUAUUGCGUCAGCUUACCUAUUCGACGACGAGAUUUGGCGCCUACGAAUUGGGCAAAGAUUUUAUCAGCACUGACACAUUUGGCGGCAAGAUCGCAUUAGCAGGAAUUUCUGGUAUGAUUGGAGGCAUCUUUGGCACUCCCGCUGAUAUGAUAAACGUGCGCAUGCAAAACGAUGUGAAGCUGGCCCCGGAGCUGCGCAGAAACUACCGAUGCGGAUUGGAUGGCAUUGUCAAGGUGUACCAAACGGAAGGCUUUACAAAACUUUUCGCUGGUGGCACCACAGCAACGGCUCGCGGCGUCUUCAUGACCAUCGGCCAGAUUGCAUUUUAUGAUCAGAUUAAGUCAACCCUGCUGGCGACGUCCUACUUCCACGACAAUUUGAUCACACACUUCACGGCCUCACUGAUGGCGGGCACAAUUGCCACUACGUUAACACAGCCCAUGGAUGUGCUUAAGACGCGUUCGAUGAACGCCAAGCCGGGCGAGUACAAGGGCCUAUGGGAUAUUGUGCUCCACACCGCCAAAUUGGGCCCACUUGGCUUCUUCAAGGGCUAUGUGCCGGCAUUUGUGCGACUUGGGCCGCAAACGAUACUGACGUUCAUGUUCCUAGAGCAGUUGCGGUUAAAUUUUGGCUACGAGAAGAAAACCCACAAUAUAUCCACUCAAUAGUGCUAACAUUCCAGCUGCAACUCGUCCAACAAUGUGAAGCGCGCACGACCUAGUUUUAGACAAUGCUAAUUUAAAAAUUUGCUGCUGUGGCGAUUUUAUAAAAUUCACAUUUCUCAUUUUUUUUUUUAAAUAUGAGGUGUUAUCAAAAUUUUGAUCGAAUUAUGAACAAAAUUAAAAGUUAUUGUUGCCUGUGUAGAAACAUCCCGCAACAGAUUUAUUUGGAAAAAAA
Molecule: messenger RNA, 1426 nt
Organism: Drosophila virilis
Lineage: Eukaryota; Metazoa; Arthropoda; Insecta; Diptera; Drosophilidae
Gene: Dic1
Product: Dicarboxylate carrier 1
Biological process (GO): malate transmembrane transport; oxaloacetate transport; phosphate ion transmembrane transport
Molecular function (GO): antiporter activity; sulfate transmembrane transporter activity; succinate transmembrane transporter activity
Source: RefSeq, a predicted model, not a curated record